AUGAAAAAUUACAAACUAUCAAAGCAAGAUAUUAAUUUUAUUCGUCCCUUAUGGAGAUACUUGAACAUUUUUCUAAUUAUACCAUGGUACGAUUUUAAUAAAAAUUGUGUAUAUAAACCAUUUUUAAUGAAGUUAAGUGGAUGUGUUUUAAUAGUUGGUACUAUUUUUUGGUCUAUUGUUCCAACAUUCGACGAAACUAUAAGACAAAUGUAUUAUGUGAUGCCAUUCUCCGAAAAAUGUGUCUACAUUUUGACGCUUGUGAAUUUAAAAUUGUUCGUUUUUCUGGUAGUAAUUAAGUGCUGCUUUCUGGAUGUCGAAAAAUGGGUAAUUUUGAUGACAAGUUUCCAAUUCAUCGACGAAAAAUUAAACAACGCAGGAAAAAAAGAAGAGAAAAUAUUGAAAAACUUCUAUUUCAGGUUUUGCCUGAAACAAUUUUUUUUCAUUUUAUUUGCGUUCUACAUAACAUAUAUUUGGUCACUAGUUUUGGAUUAUCCAUUUAUAAAAUCUUUUUUAACCGGUUUAUUGUUAGAGUUGUUUUAUGAAUAUCAAGUAAUUAUUCUUAUACGAUGUGUUGUCAUUUCAAUUAAAAUUAGAUAUAAAGAUCUAAAUAAAAAGUUACGAGAACUACAUUCCAGUCAGAACGUUAUUUCAGAUUUGCAAAACCUUGUUGAAUAUUUUAGAAUUUUAGGAGAAAUGAUUGACUUGCUUAAUGAUUUAUUUGGGUAUCAAAUUAUCCUAUUUUUAUUUCACAGUGGACUACAAGUAGUUGGUUGUGUAAGUUUUAUGUUUUCAAUGGUUAAGCAAACUCAAGAAUCCAUGUUUCUUCAUUUCAUAAUUGCAAAUGUCUCCGUAUUAAUUUUUACAAUCAUUAAUUUAUUCGCCAUUAUUUUGCCCAUUGAUGCAACUAUGCAAGAAAGUAAAAAGUUCAUACAAUUGUGUUUCAGAACUCAGGAAUAUUAUUUUAUUCAAAAUGCUCAAAAAGCCAAAGAAUUGUCAAGAUUAACGCGCAUUUCAAAGCAUUAUGUACGUGAAUUUAGUCUUGCCGGCUUUUGUAAUAUCAGCAAAUCAAUCAUUUUUUGCUUUAUUGGAAACGUGGCAACUUACGUUAUAAUUACACUUCAGUUUAAUGAAGCAAAUAUUGAGAAUAGGUAUAAGAUGUAA
Molecule: messenger RNA, 1161 nt
Organism: Tribolium madens (black flour beetle)
Lineage: Eukaryota; Metazoa; Arthropoda; Insecta; Coleoptera; Tenebrionidae
Exons: 2
Coding region: 1-1161 (386 amino acids)
Biological process (GO): sensory perception of taste
Cellular component (GO): dendrite; neuronal cell body; axon
Source: RefSeq, a predicted model, not a curated record